Molecule: messenger RNA, 777 nt
Organism: Didymodactylos carnosus
Lineage: Eukaryota; Metazoa; Rotifera; Eurotatoria; Philodinida; Philodinidae
Source: the annotation of a GenBank genome assembly
AUGAACGUGGAACGCAGUAAUAGUUUUGACGAAAAAUCGUCAUCUGCAUCUCCUUAUGAGUUCACAAAAACUGGUAUGAUCGGUGAGCAACGUGACACAAUGCUUUCCAGUCCACUUCAGAUAGUCCCCGAAUUAGGAAAAUCGUCAAAACGAGGACACAAAUUACCCGCACAAAACUUUACGUACGGAAUCACGAUACCACGACGAGAUGGAGGAGUUGCGGAAGCCAUGUAUCAUGGAUCAUCAUUAGAGAAAACUGGAUCCGCCAUCAAUCCUGAUUUUGAAUAUGUAAGAGAUUAUUCAGCUUUAAACAAAGCCGCUCUCGAGGCAGGCAUGAUAUCAGCAAAAGAUCAAUCAAGAUUUCGGUACGUUGUAAUGAAUCCAAUGCGAUUUCCAGAUGAUGUGGUUUUUGGCACGCCAUGCAGACCAUCGACUCCAAUCAGUGAAGUGUUAGAAUAUAAGUUUUCAGAGAAAUGGACUCAAAGUAUGCGUGAAAAAGAAUUAAAUUCCCAAAAACAACGAGCAGAUGUUGCUAAUGCAUUCAAAGGUAGUUAUCACACAAAAGCAAGUUUAUUACGACAAGCCAAGAUACCAGUAGAACCCAAACAACUUUGGCAGUUGUCCAAAUUUGCCAAUGGCGAAGCUCAAAUCGACUCGUUUCGUGAUGAAAAUGAAAGAAGAAAAGCCCAUAGUGCCACAAUGUAUGACUCUCUAGCUCGUCAAGGAACAUUUCAUACCGGAAUUUAUAAUGUUCCACGCACAACAGUCAAAACGUGA